GGUUCCAGCACGAGCCAAACAACCCUACGUGUCAGUCUCAUGCGUCGGUGUAAAUACAAAGUUUUUUUUAAAUUCGCGGCGUCCAAUUCUCGCUUAAUCUCGCAGCAGCAACAGCUCUUGCCCCGCCCCCUUGACCGCUUCGCCCCCGCAGCGCCGUCCGUUGAUCGAAAGUUAACGGGGAGCAGCGACUAAAACGAUAACUCCACUGCGACAUCAGCUGGAGCUGCCGGAGGAAAAGUGCAAGGGAAAGCGGAAAGGAAAGCCAGACAAAAUACUUAAUAUAUAUAAAAGUCGCAAUCGGAGAUGGCGGGUCAAAAGUUCCAGUACGAUGAGAGCGGCGGAACUUUCUACUACUUUGUGUUAUCUUUCCUGGCGCUAAUAUUGAUACCGACCACCAUUUACUAUUGGCCACGUAAAAAGAAAGAAGAUCAAGGCAAGCUAAAGGAGGAAUGUCAGUGCGCCGACUGCCUCAAAAAGAAGACCAUCUUGGCCAAUGCCGAGCCGUACAGAGCCCUGACCUCAUGGACCAUCAAGCUGACCAUUGUGCUGGGCUGGGCCCUGCUGCUCUUGCUGACGUACCGCGUCUCGCAGUUCGACUACGAGAUGGCCAGCUUCGAUCCGUUCGAGAUCUUGAAUGUGCCGCCGACCUCGUCGCAGGCGGAGAUCAAGAAGGCCUACUAUCGGCUGUCCAAGGUGCUGCAUCCGGACAAGGAGACGGGUGACGAGAAGUCCUUUAUGAUGCUGAGCAAGGCGUACCAGGCACUGACCGACGAUGUGGCCAAGGAGAACUACGAGAAGUAUGGCAAUCCGGAUGGUCCGGGUGCCAUGUCCUUUGGCAUCGCUCUGCCCUCGUGGAUCGUGGAGAAGGAGAACAGCGUUUGGGUAUUGGGCCUGUAUGGGUUGGUCUUCAUGGUGGCCAUGCCCUCGGCGGUGGGCGUUUGGUGGUACCGUUCCAUACGCUUCAGCGGCGACAAGGUCCUCCUGGACACCACCCAAAUGUACUUCUAUUUUAUCCACAAGACGCCGCACAUGCUGCUCAAACGGGCCCUAAUGGUUCUGGCUGCCAGUUUGGAGUUUGACAAACGCCACAAUUCGCAGGUGCAGGAACGGCAGUCGGACAACGACGAGGUGCCAGCGCUCAUCCGGCAGCUACCGAAUUUGAAUGAGAAAUGCAAGGAGCAUCCAUUGUGCCGCAUGUACUCCAUCAAGGCACGCGCCAUCCUGCAUGCGCAUCUCAGUCGCAUGCCCCUCAAUCCGGAGACACUGGAGCGUGACCGCCAGUUUGUGGUGAAGAAGUGUCCGUAUCUGGUGCAGGAGAUGGUCUCGUGCGUCCACCAACUGGUCAUGAUGGCCUAUGCCCGCCGGGUGCCCCGCUUGCCCAGCAUCGAGACGAUUGAGAACUGCAUGAAGAUGUCGCCGAUGAUCAUCCAGGGUCUGUGGGAGUUCAAGUCGCCGCUGCUGCAGCUGCCCCACCUCACCGAGGAUCAUCUGUACUUCAUGAACAAGAAGCGGCACGUGAAGAACCUGCAGCAAUUCGCCCAGCUAAAGCCGGAGGAGAGCCGCCAGCUGUUGAAGAAUCUCUCGGACUUUGAGUACGAGAACACCAUGAAGGUGUUGGGCAAGAUGCCGCUGAUCGACUUCGCCAUCCGUUGCGAGGUCAUUGACGACGAGAACACCAAUGUGGUGACCGCCGGUGCCAUAGUCACCGUUACGGUCACGCUGGAGCGCAAGGACAUGAAGACGCUGUUCGGUGACACCAAGGCGCCCGAAAAGCAGGGCAUCAAGGACGAGACCAACGAGGAGGCUGCCGGCGAUGACGAUGAAUCGGCGGCCGCCGCUGUGCCCGCAAAGAAGGCAUCCGCUUGGGCAAAACCACGCAAGGGGGGCAAGGGUAAGGGUGGCAAGAAAGUGGCCCAAAACCAGAAGAACAACCAGAAGAAGGUGCCCGCCAAGGUGGCGGCCACGUCAGCAACGUCAACGACCGCCGAGGAUCAAGCAGCGGCGGGCAACUCGGAUGCCGAAUCGGAGGCCGGAAACGGGGAGGGCAGCGACAUGGAGUCGGCUGCCGGCAGUGGCAGCGAGGACGAGGAGAAGGGCAAGAACAACUCUUCGCUGGACGACGACGACGACGAGGAGUGGGAGCGACUGCAGGCCAAGCUCAACAAGCGGGAGCGACUCGAGGGCAAGUCGCGUCUCUCGCACACCGUCCACUGCCCCUACUUCCCCGAGGAGAAGCAGGAGUACUGGUGGACCUACAUCUGCGACCGCAAGUCGCGCACCCUCCUGACGGCGCCCUACCACGUCACCAAUCUGGUCGAGAAGGAGGAGAUCCAGCUGAAGUUCACCGCCCCACGUUGGCCCGGCGUCUACACCUUCACCGUGUGCCUCAGAUCGGAUUCAUAUCUGGGCAUGGAUCAGCAGCAGGAGCUAAAACUGGAUGUGCAAAAGGCGCCUGCACCACCGACAGACCAUCCCCAGUGGGAUCUGAGCGAAUCGGAGCCGGAGCACAACGAUCAGCAGGAGAACCUGAGUGACUACACCACAGACACGUCCGACGAGGAGGACAGCGACUAGAUGGCACAGACCGCCGGAUCCACGGAUGGACGGAUGGAUGGAUGGAUGGACGCCCCCAAUCAACCUCAAACUCCUCCUCUCUAUUUUUGUGUGUGUUGGACGGAAGAAAAACCACUUUGUUUUCCUUUUUUAGUAAAUGAGUUUCGCGUGGCGGAGGAGGCACACCAAUAAUGCAAUGCGACCCCUUCCUUCGCAUUUUUACUAGUUUUGUAAUGGAAAAGAAGACCCCGGACUAGUGCGUAAAUAACUAUAACUUCAUUUUACCGUGUACUGUACUAAACAUAAUUAUAAUGUACUGUAUAUUUAAUUAUUUGGAUACAAGAACUAAAAGUGAGACACGUAAAUACAAAAGUCUAUUGAUAUUA
Molecule: messenger RNA, 2939 nt
Organism: Drosophila elegans
Lineage: Eukaryota; Metazoa; Arthropoda; Insecta; Diptera; Drosophilidae
Gene: Sec63
Product: translocation protein SEC63 homolog
Exons: 4
Coding region: 304-2574 (756 amino acids)
Biological process (GO): post-translational protein targeting to endoplasmic reticulum membrane; SRP-dependent cotranslational protein targeting to membrane
Cellular component (GO): Sec62/Sec63 complex
Molecular function (GO): RNA binding; transmembrane protein transporter activity
Source: RefSeq, a predicted model, not a curated record